Messenger RNA from Penicillium manginii, 1374 nucleotides. RefSeq lists its product as uncharacterized. Bases 1 to 1374 code for a protein of 457 amino acids. The record is from RefSeq and is a predicted model, not a curated record. NCBI's taxonomy places the organism in Eukaryota, Fungi, Ascomycota, Eurotiomycetes, Eurotiales, Aspergillaceae. The transcript has a single exon.
AUGAGAACUAGUCUCUCACUUGAUGCUCUGGGUCAGCACACGCUUUUAUACAAGCUCUACACACAGAUAAGCUGCAUUUUUCCCGUUUCCCACCACUCCCGGCAGGAUGAUAUUGUGAGAACCUUGCAGCUCGGCCUUGAAAGGCUCUCAGCGGCGUUUCCCUGGAUCGCAGGAAAUGUAAUUUAUGACGAUUUGAACGAGGAGUACCGCAUUGUCCCAUCUGGGGCGAUUCCAUUGAUUAUUCAUGACAUCCAACAUGAUGCCUCUGCGCCGACAAUGAACGGUCUUCGGAAAGCCGCAUUUCCUUGCGGAAUGCUAGACGAAAAAGCAAUUGCUCCUUGCCUUACUAUCAAUGCCUCCGCGACUGAUGAGGGUCUAAAAGCAUGUUCCGCUCCGGUUCUUGCACUUCAGGCAAACUUCAUCACGGAUGGACUCAUCUUAACAAUUGUGGCACAACACAAUGUCACGGACAUGACGGGUCAAGACCAUAUAAUUGCCCUGUUAUCAAAGGCAUGCCAUGGCAUCCCAUUUACAGAGCAGGAGGAAGCUGUCGGCAUGAUGGACCGGAGCAGGGUUAUACCAUUAUUACCAGAGAGUUACGAUAUCUGGAAUCCCGGCCCGGAGCUCGACUUCCAAGUUCAUAAGCCCCGACAAACUGAAUCUGCAGCUUCAACUGAUUCCGAUCUCCCGGCCGCCACCUGGGCAUGCGUAAAUUUCCCCAAAUCCUCUCUGGAACAACUCAAGUCCUGGGCAACAAUGAUAAAAGAUUCCUCAGUACCAUUUGUGUCCACAGAUGACACCAUGUGCGCAUUCCUUUGGAAGUGUAUAUCCCGAGUCCGUCUAUCACGGCUUGAUCCAAAGCUUAUAUCCACGAUCUCACGCGCGGUCGAUAUCAGGGACCGGAUGGGUGUUCCCAGCUCCUAUCUCGGGAUGUUACAAAGUCUGACAUUUGCCAGGCGGUCUCUUCAACAAGUAGUCGACGAACCUCUUGGGACUAUAGCUUCAUAUCUCCGCUCCCUGCUCGAUCCAGAUGUGAUAGAUCUGGUUUACCAAGCGCGUGCUUUCAACACAUUCGUCGCUCGCGCGGGGGAGAAAAAGUGCACUGCUUCUUUCACGGCCAAUAUGAGCCCUACAUCUGACCUUAUGACAAGCUCGUGGUCGAAGAUUCGAUGUUAUGAGUACGAUUUCAAUCUUGGGCUGGGGAAACCGGAAGCAGUUCGGAGACCAGGUUUCUCCGCCUUUGAAUGUUUAGUCUACUUCAUGCCCCGAUCUCCGAAGGGUGAACUGAUAGUUCAAAUUUGUCUUCGGGAUGAGGAUUGGGAUCGCCUGAAGGAGGAUGAAGAGUUCACCACGUUUGCUCGGUAUAUCGGAUAG